Molecule: messenger RNA, 2105 nt
Organism: Eufriesea mexicana
Lineage: Eukaryota; Metazoa; Arthropoda; Insecta; Hymenoptera; Apidae
Gene: Traf4
Product: TNF receptor associated factor 4
Exons: 7
Coding region: 412-1785 (457 amino acids)
Biological process (GO): regulation of apoptotic process; signal transduction; regulation of canonical NF-kappaB signal transduction
Cellular component (GO): plasma membrane signaling receptor complex
Molecular function (GO): tumor necrosis factor receptor binding; ubiquitin protein ligase binding; zinc ion binding
Source: RefSeq, a predicted model, not a curated record
GGUCCAGCGGGCAUGACGCGACCGUUCCGCAGAGAGGAUCGACCGACUGGACUGCGAACAGUCUGUCAGUAAACUUCGUGGCGUGCGUUGGCUGGCGCGCGUGCUAGCAGACCGUUUCCAUGCGUGUCACGACACGGAUACACGCCAGCCGAUCUCUCGAAACGCUUAUUAAUAUUUAUAAGUGGUCGGUUAACGCUUCAAAGUGAAUUCGAGGUUCGUAAAACGAGCAAAGAUCAAGCUACUAAAGAUUUGCACCGGCAUCGGUACCCCGGGUCGUCUCCAGUGUUUUGUACGUUUUUUAAACAGCCGCGAGUGUCGGGACGCGCAUUGAACUCACCGAGUUAGAUAUACACAGACGAAUAGUAGUACUAUUUUAUAUUUUAUCCGUGAAAUUUUCGACAAGAAGAAAAGAUGGUGCGUGGUCUGUCGCAGUGGACGAAAACCUUGAGCUUCCCCGCGAGGGUGUCUCCCCAGAGGCCUGCCAAGGAGUCGAAGGGGUUUCAUGUGAGCCCCAGUGCUAGCCCCACAUCGCCACCCAGCCCGAUCAACGACAACAUGGACAAGGCGCCGAUUAUUACCGACGAGAAUUUCCAGGAUCUGGAGGCAGAAAAGGCAAUAAUGGGCUCCAUUGUGUAUUGCAUACAUCAUAAGGAUGGCUGCAAGUGGUCCGACGAACUUAGGAAGUUGAAGGCUCACCUGAAUACCUGCAAGCACGACGCGGCCCCCUGCAGCAAUAAGUGCGGCGCGAUGAUCCCGCGUGUGCUGAUGGAGGACCAUUUGAAGUACACUUGCGCCCAGCGGCGAGCACGCUGCGACUUCUGUGCCAAAGAAUUCACCGGUCACACGCUCGAGAAGCACACAGGGACGUGUGGCUACGAACCGCUCUAUUGUGAGAACAAGUGCGGUAUGAAGGUACAGCGAAGGCACCUCAGUCAGCAUAAGUUGGGCGAGUGCGCGAAAAGACUGGUAGCCUGUCGUUACUGCAACAAAGAAUUCGUUUUUGACACGCUCGGUGCUCAUCACGCCAAGUGUGGCCGCUUUCCAGUCGCUUGUCCACACCGUUGUGAAACUGCCGUCUUACCAAGAGAAGAUCUUGAAGUACACUUAAAAGAUCAUUGCACUACACAUCGCCUAUCUUGUACUUUCAAGGAUGCUGGCUGUCGUUUUAAGGGUAAUCGAUUUUCGUUGGACAAGCAUGUAGCAGAAUCAGCAAAGAUGCAUCUAAGUUUGAUGUGCAGCGUUGUCACAAAACAACAGCACCAGAUAACCAGUCUGAAAUCUGCCAUUAGCAAACUAUCGUUAAACUACACGGGCACGCUUAUAUGGAAGAUCACGGAUUACAGCGCUAAAAUGUCUGAGGCGAAGGCCAAGGAAGGAAUGGAACUUGUCAGCCCUCCUUUUUAUACUAGUCAAUAUGGUUACAAGCUACAGGCGUCAGUUUUCUUAAACGGAAAUGGAACCGGUGAAGGAAGUCACAUUUCGAUAUAUAUAAAAAUUCUUCCCGGAGAAUAUGACGCUUUGUUGCGAUGGCCAUUUUCACACAGCGUGUCUUUUACCAUAUUCGAUCAAACAGUGGUUGCGGAGAAGGCGUGCAAUAUUGUGGAGAGCUUUAUACCAGAUCCAACAUGGAAAAACUUCCAGAGGCCCAGUCGCGAACCUGAUUCUCUCGGUUUUGGUUUUCCCCGAUUUGUUUCCCAUGAAAUGGUGAAAAAACGACAUUUUGUAAAAGACAAUACCAUGUUCAUUCGGGUGAAAGUCGAUCCAAGCAAAAUAGUAGCUGUCUGAAAGGAUUAAUAACAUCGAGCCGUAUUUUCAAUACGUUGUAUCAUACUAACUCAAUUACUAUCGUUCCACGUAACACACUUAAUAUCGUUACGCUACACAUACACACACGCGCGCGCACACACACACAUACACAUAUACAUAUUCCGCAAUGUGGUUCAUGCGCAUUUCUUAUUUUUACACGUAAUGUCAGUCCAGUAAGCGAUUAAUGGUACUUCAUAUUUAUUGUGUACUAGGUAUGAUAGGCCGAAGUACUUUACAUACAGAGCACGUGGUACUUACGUCGUGUCACUGACAGUAUACUAUAGUGAAAAUAAGUCAAA